Molecule: messenger RNA, 326 nt
Organism: Adineta steineri
Lineage: Eukaryota; Metazoa; Rotifera; Eurotatoria; Adinetida; Adinetidae
Source: the annotation of a GenBank genome assembly
AUGGAAAAACAAUAUUGUAUUGUUAUUAUUGGAGCUGGUAUUGCUGGUCUUUCAUGUGCAAAAUAUUUGAUUGACAAUAAUAUUGAUGAUUUUAUUAUUGUUGAUGCUCAUGAUGAGAUAGGUGGUCGUUGUAAAACAAUUCAUAUUUUAGAAAACGAACUUGAAUUAGGUGUUGAAUCAUUACAUGGUGAUACAACAAAUAAUCCAUUAUAUCAAUUAGCAAAUCAAUAUCAACUUCUCGAUAAUAAUCAUAGAGAAUCUGAUCGAGAUGAUUGUUAUCAUGAUGAAGAUGGUGAAUCCAUUGAUGAAGAUGUUAUUGAUGAAAU